Messenger RNA from Drosophila subpulchrella, 1942 nucleotides. RefSeq names its product serendipity locus protein alpha. Gene Ontology annotation, cellular component: catenin complex; cytoplasm; membrane. Bases 64 to 1851 code for a protein of 595 amino acids. Gene Ontology annotation, biological process: cell migration; cellularization; cell-cell adhesion. The transcript has 7 exons. Gene Ontology annotation, molecular function: beta-catenin binding; actin filament binding. NCBI's taxonomy places the organism in Eukaryota, Metazoa, Arthropoda, Insecta, Diptera, Drosophilidae. The record is from RefSeq and is a predicted model, not a curated record.
CCUUUUUAAAAAAGUUGUUUACUUUUUCGGGAGAACUAUUUUAACUCGUAUUACCCACUGAUUAUGGAAGUUUUAAGGAAGAAAAUAGAGGCCUGUCUGCUUAUUUUGCACAGGAAUAAUGAAGGAGAUGCAAAUUGGUUAAAUGACCUGUGUGCCAUGCUAUUGGAAUAUGCCACCUUGGUCCACAGCUCCUUGUGCUCCCAAAAGCAGAAGGAGUCCUCGGAGCUGGUAUGCCUCUGCCUGAGCCAGAUACUUACCUGCAUUCGCCAGGUGGAAAACACCAUGAAACUGACGUGCGGCUCUUCCUUUUCGGCCAGCCAUCAGAACAUUUACUUCUUGGACCGCAUUCGGUGGUGUCUCAAACGCCUGUUGCAUAUCCACAGCGAAGGCUCGAACGGGGAUGCAGUUACUCCGGAACGCUCAUUCCUAAAUCUGGUGGAUUGUACCCUGGACACUUUGGCUCUGUUCACCUCCCACAAUGAGGAAAACACUGACCCCUCGGAUUUUCCGAAAACGCCACAGGAAGUCCUUUCCCACAGUCAAAAGUUGCGCGCCAACAUAGAUUUGAUUUUGGGUCAGUCCCUGGGAUUCGCUAACGUGGCGUUGUCGCAGGACAAACGAGCUCUUAGUGCCUUGUGCCAGAAGGUAAUCCGUGAGUGCAAUGCCUUCCAAGAGGAGUGCAAGGUGCCCAGUGCGUCCUACAAGUCCAUACUCAAGCUGAGAGCCAUGACUUUGGAGCAGGCGCUUUACCAAUUGGAGGACUUCAUCAACGAUGCAUUGCUGCGUCUGGUAUUCACCUGCUUCCUGGACUUUGAGAAGUUUUCGGUGGACAAAAUAAGAACCGUGCUGAGGAACAGCUCGGAAGAUGAUGCCAUGGCCGAUGAAUUUAUAGCCGACUUUGAUGUAAACAUCGAUCGGGCCACUCAGAUAGGCAUAUUUGCCAUUUCCUUUGCCCCUAACUUGAAAAUGAAAACCAUGAUGCGCAGCUGUCUGGCCUCCUUUGAGUCUCUGGACACCAGUUUGAUACCGUCUCUGCAGGCCCAUGGCUCCGAACUGCUUUCGGACAUCUUGGAGCAACACUUCAACGAGGAGGUGGCCAAGUUCAAGGCGGCGCUCCAGGAGAUCAUCGACAGCCGCGCCCUCCUUGGAUGCUGCUUGGAGAUACUGACGGCAGGAAUUAGUGCCACCGAGAAGCUGUUUGAUAAGCAGCGUUUGGAGGACUUGGCCCAAAUUUCCUUGUUGUUAGUCGAGCAUUUUCAACUGGAGGUCAAUCGAAAGGUGCUGGCCGACACGAAGGAGCAAGUGGGAGAGGAGUACUACCAGCAGUUCAUCCGGAUAUUGCGCGAGUGCAAGGCCGUUUUGAUGUGCGCAUCCCAGGUGGAGCCGCAGCGAAUUCUCAAGCGCUUCAAGAUCCUGCGCACGAUCUUGCGCAAGCUGCACGGCUGCCUAAGCCUUGGCCAGCAAGAAGAUAAGCUUCCCAAUGCUUUCGUAAACAUUUUAGUGGAUGAGACGAGCGACAAAAAAGGCGAUAAUAAAGAUUUAACCCAGUUCUCUGGCCUUACAACUCGCCGGGGCGGCAGUAUUCUCUACGACACAGAGCGUAGGACUAGAGUAAACAGAAUUAAGGACAAUAAGCUUACCAUAAAUACCUUGGACAUUAAAUCGGAAAAAUCCAAACCUAAUGGAAAUGUUCUGAGAAGAGAAAGCUUACGAACUGUUAUGUUCAAGCGCCAAAAUAUAGCUGAAAGCAGAAAACUGUACACCACGAUCAGCAAUCAGUCUACAGAUCUGGAAAUCACAGAUAUACUAGAGCAACUCACUGGAAUGUCUAAUGGGUACUUUGAAUGCUGAAGCAUUUUAACUAUUUGUACAUAACUUGAUAACUCGUUUAAUAUUUAAGAUCACAUAAUUUAAGAUUCGCAAGUUAAGAAUUCAAACGUAA